Molecule: messenger RNA, 2809 nt
Organism: Cololabis saira (Pacific saury)
Lineage: Eukaryota; Metazoa; Chordata; Actinopteri; Beloniformes; Belonidae
Product: GDP-Man:Man(3)GlcNAc(2)-PP-Dol alpha-1,2-mannosyltransferase-like
Exons: 6
Coding region: 26-1591 (521 amino acids)
Biological process (GO): protein N-linked glycosylation
Cellular component (GO): endoplasmic reticulum membrane
Molecular function (GO): GDP-Man:Man(3)GlcNAc(2)-PP-Dol alpha-1,2-mannosyltransferase activity
Source: RefSeq, a predicted model, not a curated record
UCACACCAGGAGCUGUGUUGACAAAAUGGCAGGACACGACCAUCACCACUUCUCUCUGUGUUUCUGCGACCUAAUGAGGCUGCUGUGGUCCCUGGUGCUGCCAUGCGUGUACCUGAGCGCGGUGCUGACGCUGCUGCUGCUGCUGCUGCUGCUGGGGCUGCGUGUGUGGCUGCAGGCGCGCCGCCGCCAGCGCGGGGGCGCGCCCGCCGCCGCCUUCUUCCACCCGUACUGCAGCGCGGGGGGCGGCGGGGAGCGGGUGCUCUGGUGCUGCCUCCGGACCCUCAUGGCCCGAUACCCCAACGUCUCCUUUGUGGUUUACACGGGCGAUCAGGGAGUGACCGGUGAGCAGAUUCUGGAGGGAGCGCGACAGCGUUUCAACAUCACGCUGCCCAGGCCAGUCACCUUCAUCUUCCUGCAUCACCGCGCGUUGGUAGAGGCCAGCUCUUACAACCACUUCACCCUACUGGGCCAGAGCGCCGGUUCCAUGUUCCUUGGAUGGGAAGCACUUACAGCCUUUGUUCCUGAUCUGUACGUGGACUCAAUGGGAUAUGCCUUCACACUUCCAAUCUUCCGCUACCUGGGAGGCUGCAAGGUGGCCAGCUAUGUCCACUAUCCCACAGUCAGUACUGACAUGUUGUCUGUGGUCAGAGACAGAAAUCCCAGAUUCAACAAUGCUGAUUUCAUCUCCAGAAACCCCGUGCUGAGUGCAGUGAAGGUGGUGUACUACUGCUGCUUCGCCCUGCUGUACGGCCUGGCCGGCUCCUGCAGCGACGUCAUCAUGGUGAACUCCACUUGGACGCUGGGACACAUCUUGGCUCUCUGGCGAUCCCCCAGCAGCACCAGCAUCGUCUAUCCGCCCUGUGACGUCAGGGCCUUCCUGGAUGUCCCGCUGGAGGAGGAGGAUGAAGAGGAGGUGGAGGAGGGCUGGGAGGAGCUCGGACGAGAGCUUGAGAGUGGAGAGGAAGAGGACCGUGUAGGAGGGGAUAAGAAGUGCCACUCAAUCGUGUCGGUGGGUCAGUUCCGGCCAGAAAAGGACCACCAGCUGCAGAUUAAAGCGUUUUGCAAACUGUUAGACAGGAAAGGGGAUGGGCCCGGAGGGAGGAAGUCUCUUCGCCUGGUGCUGAUCGGUGGCUGCAGGAACCCGGAAGACGAGGAGCGGGUGCUGAUGCUGCGAGGACUCUGUCAGGAAUUGGGCGUGUCUGACCAUGUUGAGUUCAAACUCAACAUCCCUUUUGAGGAGCUGAAGAGGGAGCUGGUGAACGCCACUAUCGGCUUGCACACCAUGUGGAAUGAACAUUUUGGUAUAGGCGUGGUGGAGUGUAUGGCUGCAGGCACCAUCGUCCUCGCUCACAAGUCAGGAGGCCCAAAGCUGGACAUCGUGGUCCCGUUCGAGGGCAGGCAGACGGGCUUCCUGGCAGACAGCGAGGACAGCUACGCUGCUGCCAUGGAAACCAUCCUGGCAUUGUCACCGUCGGAGAGACUGGAGAUAAGACGCAGUGCCCGGGAAUCUGUCGGCCGAUUCUCUGACCAGGAAUUUGAGGCGUGUUUCUCUGCUGCCAUGGAGUCUCUGAUAAGUGAGCUGGUGCGAUGAGGAAGAGUAGAGGAGACAUGACAUCGACUGGAGCACAGGAAGUUAUCAGAUAUGUGCUUUACAGUUGUAUGUGUGUCGGUCUGUCAGCAUAUCACCUGAAAACUCCCAGGGUGAGUUUCAGGACACUUGGUGGGGACGUGGAGCUCGAGCAGAGAAAGAACCGGUGAUGUGAUGGUACAGAUCUGAAUCUCUCUGUUUAAUACUGAUGCAGCAUUGAUCUUGGAAGGGGUCUUUAGUCCUUAUGUGCUCCACUAGAUUGUCUGGCUUUCUUUAACUAAAAUAUUGCCACACGUAUAAGCAACUGUGCAGUUAAGUUCAUAGUUACGAUUAAAACGAGCUCUGCUUGUAGUUGAAGUGCGACAUGAUGGCUCAUUUUCAGUUUAAAAUCAUCCAAAAACAAGAUUCCAGGCAGAAGAAGACACCUGAAGAUAAGUUAUCAUCUACUGUGAUGACUGAAGUAAAACAAUAUGGAACAUUCCCAGAGACUGAGUGCAUGUGUUUUCACAAAUAAAAGAUUGUGAACGUCAUCAGCAGCAGAGCUGGACGAUGACUUGUAGUUUGUAUAAAUAGCAUUGAACUGGUUGAUAUGUUGAUGUGCAUUAGCAUAACAGAUCAGACGAUACUUCAAAAUUUUAUCGUGGACAAUUUAUUUGUAUUUUCCCAGUGACUUGUCCGAAACUACAUACUGAAAUGUCUCCAUGUAAUAAUUAGAAGGGAAUAUCGCAGUAUCGGGCCAGAAAAGUCUUUUAUAAUACACAGGUUAAAGAUUAUAAAGACUAUUUUUGAGUUGCAUUCUAAGUGAAGAUGUUUGCUCGUGUAACUGGAAUUUAUUUUAACUGGAUGCCGACAUGGGUUUUGAUUAAUUUUCUUUUACAAUGGGAUCGUUUUACUGACUGGCUUCUGAAUAGUCAUGAAGGGCUAGGGUUUUCUUUCUGGGUAAGUUCAACUUCCACUUCUUCAUGUGCACACUGAAGUAGCACAUUAGACUAGUUUUUUGCUACAAGUGAUGUCCAAAUCUCUGUUAUUUUUAUGUCGCUUCAUCUGCAGCAUUCCUGUUUGUUGUGAGGACCAGGCAUGGAAGUAGUACAUGUAAAAUAUAACAUUUAUAAAGAGGCAUUACUGUUAUUUAAGUAUAAAUAUAGAGGAUGCUUUGUGUUUCUGUCAUUGACAAGACUGGAAAUUGCACUUGAAAAAUAUGCAAUAAAUGCAAAAAUCAAA